AUGACUUCUCAAAGUAAGCCUAACACGCGGAGACUGAUGAGCGUUGUCAAAUUGGAACAAUGCACAAGCGCAAACAGUUCCACAGUUGCGAUCGCUGCCGCCAGGGUCGCCGGGCCUGUGAUGCAGCAAAGCGAGGGAUCAACCCUUUUCCAACGACGACUCAACCACAAAGAUCAAGCGGACAGCAGCUUGCAUGCUCACUUUCGGACACGUGGCCAGCUUCCGGAGUCGAUUAAGAGGAGGUAUUUGAGGGAUGUGCCUUUGGUACACGAUAUACCAGCCCGCCUAGGACAGGAUUCUUCAACUCCAGCAGGGCAAAAUGUGCAAUCGGCUGGGAGCGAGGCCAAUACACAAUUAUUCCUCCACCCGGAUAUACAGUCUCUGGUCGAUGAAGAUAGAAUCGCUCGAGCACUCGGUAGGGAUGUAACUUCAGAUCGGCUCCUCGUCGUAUAUGUAUCAAGCUUUGAGAGCACAAUCUCGAAAUGGGCCACUCUCAGCAAUCAACCUCCAGGUAUUUCUCAAUACCCGACUCUUCAUAAUACAUUAUACGACCGAGUUCAACGCCUUGAUCACAAAGCGUCCGCUCUAAUAAGACAGCACACGGGUUCAGACCACUGCCAUAGGGCUACCAGAGUGUUGAAGUUAGCAGUCAUGACGUUUUCGAGCCAGUCGAGCUGUAUCGAAAGAGCAGAAACUUCACAAGCAUUUGGGGAGAUGUUUGUCCCUGUGAACGACUUUCAAUCGCUACUCUUUCAGACUCUAUGGCAUGAAACUCGAAGAUCUCUUGAAUGGUUUGCCGACUGGGAUUGUCUCGAAGUAAUCCUGGCAAGAAUCAUCUUUUCUUUGACACAAAGUCCUUUGAAUCAUCCGGAAACAGAUUCUCGACACGAAGGUGUGCGAAAUGGCCCACAUUUGUAUGACAGCCCUGAGAGUAUGGCUUUGAGGAAGGCUCAUUUAGACAAAGCGCUGCAGUCUUUGUCUUUCUGGAACAGGGAGAUGCAACCUCUCCUUCAGGUCCCAGAACGAUUGGAACAUUCAUUGAUUGGUUUUAACGACGACGACAUUACCGAUUUUUGUGUAUUGGUGAAAUUGGCCAUUAUUUAUGAUGAGACAACGGCUGUGUUAUGGAAUCGCACUAUACAAAUCACUGAAGGAAAAGGAGAUAUCAGUUGGUCACGGGGUGGUUGCGCUUUACAAUCGUCGAGCCCAGAUUCGAUUGGACAGGCCGGACAGUUUCUCAAGGCCCACUAUCUCAAGGCUUCAUUAUGGCGAAAGCUAGGACAAUUACAAAGACUCGCUCGUCAUGCAGACGCUCUCACCAGCAACCUCGAAACGUACAUCCAGGAGACCCUUGAAAUCUUUCACGAAUGGAACGGGGCUUGUGCAUCGUACAUGAAAACCUGUAUGGAGUCAAUUACCACCUCGCCAUUUGACCUAGAAGCGUCAUGCUUUGGUCAUGCGGCACACUGGUACCUUGGUGUUCUCCUUUUCGCAACAGAGGUUGAAGUUUUAGACGCAACUGGCCGCUCAGACAGUAUCAAAAGCUCCCUUCGUCGGUCAACGGGUCUCACCGGGGAAUUGCGUACGGACAGUAUCUACGCAAUAUCUGAUUUGGCACGUGCUGCUAAUUCAUUGACCACAGAAGGCCUGACUCGCCAACGUCGUACAUACUACGAGCAUCCACUCCUUGUUGAUCCGCUAUUCGCGGUGAUCCAUAUCGCGUUUGCGGAGACAUGCGAGACGUUGUUGGAAUGGAGAAAUCUGCUGUUGCUCAGGCUUUCGAACGAGAACCUAGACCGUUCUAUUGAGGAUACUAGUCAGGACGAGACAUUUCUUGCUAACCUGUCGGAACGCUUGAAUCAUUGUAUCGAGGCACUUGAUUUGCUGGGGAAGAAAUCUGGCGUAUCGAAAGGGUACGCCUGUCGUAUGAGGACAGUCCUCGAUAUGGGAUUAUAUUGGCCUGACAAAGGUUGAUUGAAGGGAAACCCGUCAACUCAGUUCUUUCGUCAACAAAGAUGUAAUUCCAAUAGAAACAACCAUGGCAAUGGCCAACAGUUUCCAUGACAAUUGUAAACUAACAAAGGUUUCAUGCGACGGACAAAGUGUUUGUUUUGUCUAUAAAUAAAGGAGUUUCUCCG
Molecule: messenger RNA, 2138 nt
Organism: Talaromyces stipitatus ATCC 10500
Lineage: Eukaryota; Fungi; Ascomycota; Eurotiomycetes; Eurotiales; Trichocomaceae
Product: C6 transcription factor AlcR
Exons: 2
Coding region: 1-1974 (657 amino acids)
Source: RefSeq, a predicted model, not a curated record